AUGACGGUGUCGAUGAUUCCAAGAUCUGAAAAAGCUCUCGUUCCGACUGCGGAUCUUUUGUCAACACCUGUGGAGGAGACGACUGCAUUUCUUACGGCCGAAAAAAAGAUGGGCCUUCUCUCACGUCUUCUGUCUUUUUUUAAACCCUCGAAUAUAUGGAAUAGACUCGCCUCAUCUUGGAUCAUGAGACUUUUUAAGCCCCACAUCUACUUGCGAUACGCCCCAGACAAAGAGGCAGCAGCAUUUCAACUACUAAAAAAAGCGCACGUUGACAAGGUGGAGAAGAAUCUUUUCAAUAGUCGUGAGUUCCAAACGUGGGCAAGAUACUUUGAGAAGGCCUUUCCAGAAAAUCCAAUGAUAGGGUUUGAAUUAAUGAUGUCAACACUGGCGGAACACGAGACGAGCAAAUUCCUUGACUCUAUUCCGACUACGAAGGCUGUCGACGGCGAUUUGGUUCUUAGCGACCACUUUGCAAUCGCGCUGAUUGACUUUCUUGCCAAAGUUGAGGAGACUAAGGACUCGAAAGCUUUUGUUGAAAGCCUUGAAGACUCACUGCUUAAACUAAGUGCUAACCUGAAGGCAGUUGAUAGCUCAAAAGCCACUGGUGAGCUAAUAGAAGGUGAAAUCCUUCAUCGAUGGCUCAACAGCGGCGGUCGGAAACUAAUUGACAUUUAUAAUCUACCGAAACUGCAGAAGUGGUAUUUUUCUCAGCCUCAACAGGAGCAGAGUGAUCUUACCAAAGCGUUACACCUCGAGUUGCAGGAGCAAGGAUUCGGUUGGACAGCCUUUGGUGAUGCGUACAUUGCAGCUGAAGACGGCGCCGCUAAGACAAUUGCAACGGAUAUUGUAAAGUUCAUACUGGAACAAAAUCUGGUGCAGCUGAAUUUGGAGAAAAUGAAUGAUGGUUUGGACAGGCUUUCUUUCGACUUGUGGGUUAACACUGCAAUUGAUUUACAAGCUGACCCUGUUAAGAUCGCGUUGCCAUUAUUGAGAAAAGUCGCAAGUGAUGAGGUGAUUCUAAAAUAUUGUGCCUCGGAAACUUCUGAACAAAACUUUCGCGCUAAGUCAUUGAUGCGAUCAUCGAGUCAUCGCCAGUAG
Messenger RNA from Plasmopara halstedii, 1098 nucleotides. RefSeq lists its product as uncharacterized. Bases 1 to 1098 code for a protein of 365 amino acids. NCBI's taxonomy places the organism in Eukaryota, Oomycota, Peronosporomycetes, Peronosporales, Peronosporaceae. The record is from RefSeq and is a predicted model, not a curated record. The transcript has a single exon.